Rangifer tarandus platyrhynchus (Svalbard reindeer) is the source of this 729-nucleotide messenger RNA. NCBI's taxonomy places the organism in Eukaryota, Metazoa, Chordata, Mammalia, Artiodactyla, Cervidae. The record is from the annotation of a GenBank genome assembly.
AUGCAGGUGCCAGUGCGCAGGCCGGCCCCGGACUCCUCCAGCCUCGAGGAGCGCGAGCCUCGCUCGGUCUUCGGCUCCGGGGUCGCUGCCACCGGCUACAGGGUGAGGACGCCGGGCCGGUGCCCCAAAGUGGUCGUGGAGCAGUGGGCGCCCCGCGCACUCGCAGCCCUCCCUGCUUGGCGCCCCUCGACCGCGGGGGGCGGCCUCUGGGUCUGUGGGCGUGGCCUGGACUCGGUCGCCAUGGGCUCGCGAGUUCAGAACGGGGAGGUGCAGCCGAGGAGCCCGACGUUGGGGCCGCGGUGUGCGCGUCGGGCGCGCCCAGAGGAGCUCGAGGCAUGCUCGGUCCUUGGCUCCGGGGUCGCCGCCACCAGCCGCGGCCACCGGCCGCAGGGUGAGGACGCUGGGCCGGGGCCUCAGGGUGGUCGUAGAGUGGUGGGCACCCGGUACGCUUGCAACCUUCCCUGCCCGGCGCCUCUCGAGUCUCCACUCGGCGGGGCUGCCCCACGACCGCAGGGGAUGGACUCUGGGUCUGCGGACGCUGCCUGGGCCUUGUCUCUGCGGGCGCGUGGAUCCAGGACAGGGAGGUGCCACCAAGGAGCACGAAACUUGGGCCGCCUCAUGUGCUUUGGACGCGGUGGGUCCGCAGGUGUGAAGGGAUCUCUGCUCCCGGAAUGCGCGCAGGUGGUGUGGGCGCACAGCUCAGGGAUCCUGUUCGCUGGCCGCCGGUAG